CAGUGGCCUUUGUGAGGUCCAGGUACCCCUUCUCCCCAGUGAUCUGGAGCCAAGCAAGAGAGAAGCCCCUAAUCCCUGUAGGCCUUGGACACCAGCUCUGGUAUCAACCCUCAGUCCUCCACCCCCGCUCCCUGCUUUCCAGGGUGGCAGCCCAUCCAAGGCCAGGGUUGCCUGCCCACCUGCUGACCUGUGAACAGCCCGAGUAGGCGCCACUGCUGCUGGCCCUGCAGUGCUCCCACCUCAACCAGUGCAGCAUGCUGGGCACCAGACUCCUGCUGCUGGCUCUGCUCCCAGGGACCUCCCCCUUGCCUGGUGGGCCGAUUGCGCCCGCGUUCCCCGGGGGACCUGGCCCCUGGCUGCGCAGGCCCCUUUUCAGUCUGGAGCUGUCUGACGCAGAGGACGCCUUCCCGCGCCGCGCGGGGCCGCUCGAGGUCCCGGCAGAUAGCCGCGUGUUCGUGCAGGUGCGGACCUUGGUAGCACCCAGGGCAGGUGGGUACAGGCGGGAACCGGGCGACCCUGAUGGCACCUCUGUCUCUCAGGCGGCCCUGGCCCGACCCUCCCCGCGCUGGGGCCUGUCCCUGCACCGCUGCUCAGUAACGCCGUCCUCACGCCCGGCCUCCGGGCCUGCUCUGGUGCUGCUAAGCGGGGGCUGCCCUGCUGACGCCUCGGUAGCCUUCCCGCCACCGUCGCACCCCGAUGCGACCCGCCCCGCACGCUUCAGCUUCCGGCUGCGCCCAGUGUUCAACGCCUCGGUGCAGUUCUUGCAUUGCCAGCUGAGCCGCUGCCGCCUCCUCCAGGGAGUCCGCCGGACGCGGGAGGCUCUGACCUCGCCGCCGAAGAAACUGCGGUGUCUGCCCCAGGAUGAGGCAUGCGCGGGCGUUGGCAGCGGCAGCGGCAGCGGCGAGAGCCUGGGCGCCGACAGCCCCCACCUGCACACGCUGACGCAGCCUAUCGUGGUCACAGUGCCGCGGCCGCCCCCCAGGCCGCACAAGAGCCUCCCGGGCAGGGCCGUGCUCCCCCAGCCGCCCGCGCCGGCCCCGGGGGCCCUGGAGCCCGCGCCUGUGGUGGCGCUGGUGUUGGCCGCCUUCGUGCUGGGCGCCGCCCUGGCCGCCGGGCUGGGCCUCGUCUGCGCACACUCAGCGCCUCCACUCCCAAGCCAGCCAACUAGAGCUUCGCCCAGUGGCCCUCUGCCCCGGAGGCCCCAGUGAGGCAGCGAUGGAGCCUUGCCUGCAAGGGGCACCCAACCAUGGGUUCAGGAGUAGGCUCUCCAGGACCUGAUCCGCAGUUCUGGACACAACACUUUGGGGCCUCGAUCCCUGUGCUUCUCUCCUCCCUUCCUCCCACCCCCGCUCCCAUCUAAGCUCAAAAUAAACUUCUGGACUGAUCCGCUUGA
Messenger RNA from Marmota monax (woodchuck), 1393 nucleotides. It is a transcript of the gene Tgfbr3l, whose product is annotated as transforming growth factor beta receptor 3 like. Bases 255 to 1208 code for a protein of 317 amino acids. NCBI's taxonomy places the organism in Eukaryota, Metazoa, Chordata, Mammalia, Rodentia, Sciuridae. The record is from RefSeq and is a predicted model, not a curated record. The transcript has 6 exons.